AUGUAUCCCAUAGAUCAAUCUGGAGAUAACUUGCAACCAGCAAAUGAUAUUGUAGAUGAGCUAAUUGGCUCAGGGCGUUGGCAAUUAUUGAUAACAAUAUUAAUAAGUUUUUGUGUAUUCACACAUAUGUUAAAUACUGGAACUGAAACGAUAAUGCGGCCAGAAGGUUGGUGGUGUAAAAAACCAGAUUUUCUUUAUAAUUGGACAAAUACUGAAUGGAUAAUCUACAGUCAUAGUGCAGAUUAUUUAGUGGAUGAUGGUUAUUUUCAAGGAUGUACAGUAUAUAAUAUUAAUUAUAGUCAAUUAGUUAAUAUUAGCUAUGCUGAAAGACCACCGAUAACAGUCACUGAUACCAUUCCAUGUCCAUACGGAAUUCAUUAUAGUACUGUCGGGGGUCAAAGUUUAGCAGAAAAGUUCAGUAUGGGUUGCGACAAUAGCACUACAGUACCAAUUGUAUGGCAAUCUUCAAGUGUUUUUGGUAGAGUGGCUGGCUAUAUGAUAAUGGGAAUUUUAGGCGAUUGGAUAGGUAGAAAAGUUGUUAUUUUUAUUUCAUGUGCGCUUUCACCCAUAACGGCUCUCAUUGUUGCCACUUCAAAUUAUUACAUGGUAUUUGUUGUUUCUAAUGCAAUUAAUGGAUUUUUUGACGGUGGAUUUUCCGUUUGCUUGGUCCUUAUUCUUGAAAUAACUAGCAAUAAUCGUAGGUCUGAAUUUUUAAUAAUUGCAUGCUGCAGUUUCGCUCUAGGAAUAGAAUCACCAGCAUGGCUUUUUUGCGUUAAUAAAUUAGAUGAACUUGAAAAAGUUAUUAAAAAAGGAUCCAAAGUAAAUGGAAAAAAGUCAAUAGCAGAUGAUUUAAAAUUAAUUUAUGUGGAAAAUGAUCUAGAGAGAUAUAAAAUAUCAAAACGACAACUGUAUCUGUGGAACAUACUAUCCCAAACAGAAAUAGCUUACGAAGUAAUUGGUAUAACAUAUUUAACAGCAUUGUAUGCCCUUAUAUUUGGUUCGUCAUAUUACUCGAUACUAGCAGCCGUUACCAAAUCAUACAUAGCAAACAGUUUGAUUGCAUUUUCAACAUUGGCUGGUAUGUUAUGUGGACAAUUUUGUUUACUAUUAAUGGGACACCGUAAAAUAUUACAAAUAUCAAUAUAUUUAGUAUUUAUGAGUUGUUUUAUGCUUACAAUCAAUCUUUAUGAAAUGAAACCAACCAAUACCGGGCCAACCAUAACAUUUCUCUUGAUAAAUGUUUCAGUAGUUAGUCUGAGUUAUGGCGUAUUACUUAAUUAUAAUGUUAGAACUGUCCCGACGUUAUUGCGUGGAAGUUUAUCCGGAAUUUGGAGAGCAACUUGGGCAGUAUUCGUUUGGAUUGGAAAUCAUAAUUAUAUUCAAUUUCCAACGACUGCGAUUACAUUGAUUUUAACAUGCAUUAUUGCUGGAUUUUUUAGUCUCAAUAUCAAGGAUUUAUAUCACCGUGAAUUACCUGAUACUGUUUUAGAUUCUAGUGUAUCAUUGCAGAUUUAUGUGUUCGUUGAUGAAUUUUACCAGUACUUGGCUAAAUAG
Microplitis demolitor is the source of this 1554-nucleotide messenger RNA. Its product is annotated as carcinine transporter-like. Gene Ontology annotation, molecular function: transmembrane transporter activity. Gene Ontology annotation, biological process: transmembrane transport. The record is from RefSeq and is a predicted model, not a curated record. Gene Ontology annotation, cellular component: membrane. Bases 1 to 1554 code for a protein of 517 amino acids. NCBI's taxonomy places the organism in Eukaryota, Metazoa, Arthropoda, Insecta, Hymenoptera, Braconidae. The transcript is spliced from 6 exons.